AUGGAUCGAGGUAGAGCGUCACCCAUCCUCGCUCCUCGCCACGACUCAUCGAGCCGUGUUGCAAAACCCGAGUCCGCAGCAGAGAAGCUUGCCUCCUUGAAAGCUAGAGUCGCUGCAGCCGUGGGCAGUAGCAAGUCGAAGCAGACGGGACUUAAUGUUGCUCCCCAUCCUAUAUUGGCCAAGGGCGGGCUGAACGUUGAUCUACAUCCUGCGCUACAAGAUCUUGGACAAUACAAACCCUCAAAGACCGUCGCGCCCAAGUUCGCAACUAGCAUCGGCAAUGCACGGCCACAGCCUGAGAAGGCCGCCGCGAAGACGAAGAAGCAACUUGAUCUUUCCGGGCCUUCGGCUGAGGAGACGCGGAAUAACCCAUAUUUUGAUAUGAGCCUGGGAGGACAAACGGCGACUUUAAAGAAUAGGCAUUCGAGGCAGCUGGUUUUCAAUCAGAAGGGCAAAUAUAUCCAGCAGGCAAAUGCACUCCGAAGACAGGCCGCCCUCGAGGCGAUGAAAAAGCGCAUCGCGGAAUCAUCACGAAAGAUAGGCAUCGACGAGGACCUCGAUACGGAAAAGAACUUCCUCAUCGAAUCGCCCCCCGAUAUCGAAUGGUGGGACGAAGGUCUAGUAGACGCCAAGAAUUACGACAAUAUCGACGACGUAAACAACCUCAAGAUAGAUACCGUCGACUCUAUAAUAACAGAAUAUAUCCAACAUCCCGUCCUACUAGAGCCUCCGCAGGAGAAGAACAUACCUGCUCCGAAACCUAUGUUCCUGACAGCGAAAGAGCAAGCGAAAUUACGCCGUCAGCGACGAAUGGCGGAGCUGAAGGAACAGCAAGCUAAAAUUCGCCUGGGUCUCGAGCCUGCGCCGCCCCCCAAGGUCAAGAAAGGAAACCUUAUGCGAGUAUUGGGCGAAGAAGCCGUGAAAGAUCCAACGGCAGUCGAAGCGCGCGUGAACAGGGAGAUCGCAGCCCGGCAUCAAACACACGUCGAAAUGAAUGAGGAGCGGAAACUCACGAAAGAACAGCGGCAUGAGAAGCUUGCAUUGAACCAGGACAAAGAUGCGGCGAAGGGUAUCCGACUCAUGGUCUUCAAGAUCGAUAACUUGGCCAAUGGUAGCCACCGCUUUAAAAUAUCGAAGAAUGCGGAGCAGAUGGCUCUCACGGGGAUCUGUGUCAUGCAUCCAAGAUUCAAUCUAGUGAUUGUGGAGGGCGGUGAGCAUAGUAUACGCCAAUACAAAAAGGUUAUGAUGCAGCGGAUUGACUGGACCGAGAACUCACCAACGCGGAUCAAGGAAGGCACAAAGGCGGAGGCUUUACAGGACUGGUUGAAGGCAGAGGAUGAGAAGGGAGAGUUAAAGGAUAUGACAUUAAAUAAGUGUGUCCUGGUUUUUGAGGGCGAGGAGAAGGCCAGAGCGUUCAGGAAAUGGGGAAGUAAAGUUUGUGAGACGGAUAGUGCGGCGAGGGAGGCUCUGCAGAGGGCGAAGAUGGAGAAUUUCUGGGCCUUGGCUAAGAGUAUGAAGUAG
This is a messenger RNA of Venustampulla echinocandica, 1521 nucleotides long. RefSeq lists its product as uncharacterized. Gene Ontology annotation, cellular component: U4/U6 x U5 tri-snRNP complex. Gene Ontology annotation, biological process: mRNA splicing, via spliceosome. The record is from RefSeq and is a predicted model, not a curated record. Bases 1 to 1521 code for a protein of 506 amino acids. NCBI's taxonomy places the organism in Eukaryota, Fungi, Ascomycota, Leotiomycetes, Helotiales, Pleuroascaceae. The transcript has a single exon.